Messenger RNA from Ceratotherium simum simum (southern white rhinoceros), 4954 nucleotides. The record is from RefSeq and is a predicted model, not a curated record. NCBI's taxonomy places the organism in Eukaryota, Metazoa, Chordata, Mammalia, Perissodactyla, Rhinocerotidae.
AUCAGGGCGGGGGCGGGAGGAGCUGCGGCUCUGUGAUUGGUCGAAUGCGCCGCGGAGGCCUCGGGGGCUUGGGGCGUCGGGGAGUGCGCGAGGCGGCCCUCGUUGUGUGCACUAGCGGAGACAAAGCCGUGGCUGAGGUGGCGGUGGCGGCUCCGGCAGCGGCGGCGGGGCAGUCCUAAACGCCGAAUUUCGUGGUGCUGAGUCCUGUCAUCUAUCUCAUCCAGCGCGGUGCGCGGGCGGCUGAUUUCGCGGCGGCGGCGUCAGCGGCGGAGGCAGAGGCGGCGGCAGCACAUGGUUCCAAGAGCGCGCUGCGGUUGUUGGGUUCCAAUUCCGUGGGGAGGGACAAAGGCAGCUGCGAGCGCCGGGCAACGCCCGGUCGGGUGGUGUGCUCGCCACUGCCUUGGAUCCGGGCCUUGAAAGCUGGGACUAUCUCCUCUCUGUGAGGAGGAGGCCACGGGCCGAGGCGCGGGGAAGGCCCAGAGAGGCUGAGUCCUCUGUCUGAGGGAGGUGGGGGAGGGGCGCAGCCCGCCCGAGGUGAUUUGGGCGGGUCAGUUCUGAGGCAUUUUAGUGGGUCAUUGUGAGGUAAUUUGACCCACUCCCCUGAGGAGAUUGGGGCGGGACAGCAAGCAAGGUUUUGUCUGGGCUUUGAAAACAGAAAUCGGCUGUAGCAUUUAGAUCUUUCAGUUGGGAGGUGGUGAAUCCGGAACUAAACGCCAUAUGCACUCCAUCGACAUCGUGGUUACCAGUCGGGGGCCCUUUUAAGGAUCCUGCAAUCAUUGGUGGCGAAGACAUGGGUGAUUGUCCAGAUUUAUAACAGAAGUUGAUAAAUUUGCAGAUUGGUAAAUUUCCUCACAGGACAUUUAAAGGAACAACAACAACAAAAGGCUGGAAGAACACGAAGACGGCGCAGUAAUAAAAUCGCCGACUCCAGAACCAUCUACUGCAAGACCAUCCACAUUCGACUCAUUGAACUAUCGCAGCUUAACGCUAAAGCUCCUUAAGACUACAGAUUUAUGACGUAGUUCUUUCCAAAAUAAUACAACAUAGUCGUUGAGAAGAUAAAAAAAAAAUUUAAAGGAGAAAUCAAUAGUAGUUUUAGACAUCUCUUUGAAUAUAUUUUGGAUAGGUACUAGGUAACCUUGUUUAACUGUAAGGAGCACAGACUUACCAAACCUUUACUGGAAAGAAUCCUGGGAAAUUGAUUCCAUUGUAAGGUUUAUUUCCCAGUUAGUGAGUAAAGGACUUGGAGACCGAAGCGCACUCAUGGCUUUCACAAAUUACAGCAGUCUGAAUCGAGCUCAGCUAACCUUUGAAUAUCUGCACACAAAUUCAACGACUCAUGAAUUCUUGUUUGGUGCUCUUGCUGAAUUGGUUGAUAAUGCAAGAGAUGCUGAUGCCACCAGAAUAGAUAUUUAUGCAGAAAGGCGAGAGGACCUUCGAGGAGGAUUUAUGCUUUGCUUUUUGGAUGAUGGAGCAGGAAUGGAUCCAAGUGAUGCUGCCAGUGUUAUCCAGUUUGGGAAGUCAGCCAAGCGAACGCCUGAGUCCACCCAGAUUGGGCAGUACGGGAAUGGGUUAAAAUCGGGCUCAAUGCGCAUUGGAAAGGAUUUUAUCCUCUUCACCAAGAAGGAAGACACCAUGACCUGCCUCUUCCUGUCUCGUACCUUUCACGAGGAGGAAGGCAUUGAUGAAGUGAUAGUCCCAUUGCCCACCUGGAAUGCUCGGACCCGGGAACCUGUCACAGACAAUGUGGAGAAGUUUGCCAUCGAGACAGAACUCAUCUACAAGUAUUCUCCCUUCCGCAAUGAGGAGGAUGUGAUGACUCAAUUCAUGAAGAUUCCUGGGGACAGUGGAACACUGGUGAUCAUCUUCAAUCUCAAACUCAUGGAUAAUGGAGAGCCAGAGCUAGACAUAACGUCAAAUCCAAGAGAUAUCCAGAUGGCAGAGACUUCCCCAGAGGGCGCGAAGCCAGAGCGGCGCUCCUUCCGCGCCUAUGCUGCUGUGCUGUAUAUUGAUCCCCGGAUGAGGAUCUUCAUCCAUGGGCACAAGGUGCAGACCAAGAGACUCUCCUGCUGCCUGUACAAGCCCAGGAUGUAUAAGUACACGUCAAGCCGUUUCAAGACACGUGCAGAGCAGGAGGUGAAGAAAGCCGAGCAUGUAGCGCGGAUUGCUGAAGAAAAGGCACGGGAGGCAGAGAGCAAAGCUCGGACAUUAGAGCUACGCCUAGGUGGAGACCUCACACGAGACUCCAGGGUGAUGUUGCGGCAGGUCCAGAACACAGCCAUUACCCUGCGCAGAGAAGCCGAUGUCAAGAAGCGGAUCAAGGAGGCCAAGCAGCGAGCACUUAAAGAACCUAAGGAACUGAAUUUUGUUUUUGGGGUCAACAUCGAACACCGUGACCUGGAUGGCAUGUUCAUCUACAACUGUAGCCGCCUGAUCAAGAUGUAUGAGAAAGUGGGUCCACAGCUGGAAGGCGGCAUGGCAUGUGGUGGGGUUGUUGGGGUCGUUGAUGUUCCCUACCUGGUCCUGGAGCCUACACACAAUAAGCAGGACUUUGCUGAUGCCAAGGAGUUCCGGCACCUGUUGCGGGCGAUGGGGGAGCACCUGGCACAGUACUGGAAGGACAUUGCCAUUGCCCAGAGGGGAAUUAUCAAGUUCUGGGAUGAAUUUGGCUACCUCUCUGCCAACUGGAACCAGCCUCCAUCCAGCGAGCUGCGUUACAAACGCCGGAGAGCUAUGGAAAUCCCAACCACCAUUCAGUGUGAUUUGUGUCUGAAGUGGCGGACCCUCCCCUUUCAGCUGAGUUCUGUGGAAAAAGAUUACCCUGACACCUGGGUUUGCUCCAUGAACCCUGAUCCUGAGCAGGACCGGUGUGAGGCUUCUGAACAGAAGCAGAAGGUUCCCCUGGGGACAUUCAGAAAGGACCUGAAGACACAGGAAGAGAAGCAGAAGCAGCUGACAGAGAAAAUUCGCCAGCAGCAGGAGAAGCUGGAGGCCCUGCAGAAAACCACACCCAUCCGUUCCCAAGCUGACCUGAAGAAAUUGCCCUUAGAAGUGACCACCAGACCUUCCACUGAGGAACCUGCACGUAGACCUCAGCGUCCUCGGUCACCUCCUUUACCUGCUGUGAUCAAGAAUGCCCCGAGCAGACCCCCUUCCCUACAAGCUCCCAGGCCAGCCAGCCAGCCCCGAAAGGCUCCUGUCAUUAGCAGUACCCCAAAGCCGCCUGCCCUGGCAGCCCGGGAGGAGGCCAGUACAUCCAGGCUGCUCCAGCCGCCCGAGGCACCCCGAAAGCCUGCUAACACUCCAGUCAAGACUGUGUCCCGGCCUGCUCCUCUGGUGCAGCCGCUGUCACCAUCUCUGCUGCCCAACUCCAAGAGCCCUCAGGAGGUCCCUGCCCCCAGAGUCAUCAAGACUCCAGUGGUCAAGAAGCCAGAGCCGCCCAGUAAACUCUCCCCGGCCACUCCUAGUCGGAAGCGGACACACGGGGUCUCUGACGAGGAAGAAGCUGAGGAAGAGGCUGAAAGGAGGAAGGAGAGGUCCAAGCGGGGCAAGUUUGCUGUGAAGGAGGAAAAGAAGGACUUGAACGAGCUUUCAGACAGUGCUGGGGAAGAGGACUCAGCUGACCUCAAGAGGGCUCAGAAAGAUAAAGGGCUGCACGUGGAGGUGCGUGUGAACAGGGAGUGGUACACAGGCCGUGUCACAGCUGUGGAGGUGGGCAAGAAUGUGGUGCGAUGGAAGGUGAAGUUUGACUACGUGCCCACAGACACAACACCCAGAGACCGCUGGGUGGAGAAGGGUAGCGAGGACGUGCGGUUGAUGAAGCCCCCUUCCCCGGAGUAUCAGAGCCCUGACACGCAGCAGGAGGGCGGGGAGGAGGAGGAGGCGGCAGUGGCCCAGCAGGCCAUAGCUCUGACAGAGCCCUCCACUUCGGACUGCAUUCGCAUUGAGCCUGACACCACCGCCCCAAGCACCAACCACGAGACCAUUGACCUGCUCGUCCAGAUCCUUCGGAAUUGUUUACGGUACUUCCUGCCUCCAAGUUUCCCCAUCUCCAAGAAGGAGCUGAGUGCUAUGAAUUCGGAUGAGCUAAUCUCGUUUCCUUUGAAAGAGUACUUCAGGCAGUAUGAAGUGGGGCUCCAGAAUCUGUGUCAUUCCUACCAGAGCCGCGCCGACUCGCGGGCCAAGGCCUCCGAAGAGAGCCUGCGCACCUCCGAGAGAAAGCUCCGCGAGACAGAGGAGAAGCUGCAGAAGCUGAGGACCAACAUCGUCGCACUCCUGCAAAAGGUGCAGGAGGAAUCUGUGGUUCCAACCCUGGCUGCACAGCAUCCUGACCAGGAGGGCUGCAGGUGAUAUGGCUACCUGGGCCUCUUGCCAGCCGGACCCAUGGUAUCAGACUGUUGCCCUUGUUUAGACAUUCUGAUGUGCAGCCUGGUUUGAGAACCCUCCAGCCAUAAAUCAGAAAGAAGUUUUCGCUUUUCCAGAUGACGCCCAGAUGGGAUUGGGUGGCCCAGAAGCGGGGAGUGCCCUGUACAGUCUCAGUCCUUCAUCCAGGCAGUAGACACUGAGGACCUGCUCUGUGCCUGUCCUGUGGAUACCGGGUGAACCAGACAGGCGAGAUAAGGUCCCUGCUGUCACAGCCCAACAGUCCGCUGGAGGAGACAGAAUUAUUGAUGGCAGGAAGUGUUAUGAAGUAACUAUGACAACAGACGGAAAAUGGGGAGGCCACUUUACUAGGGUGUUCGGGGUAGCCUCUCUGAGGAGGUAUUUGAGCUGAGAGCAGAACCAGUCAUGCAAGAGCGGGAUGCGAGAGCUUUGGGCAGAGCGAAGAGCAGGACUCAAGGUCCAAGGCAGGGAGCUGUGGGCGAUAGAAGAGGUGGGACCUAUACGAGGUGGGAAGUCACUGGAGGGGUGUGGCACUAUCCAGUUUGCAAUCUAAGACAUUUACUCUGGUUGG